Dendroctonus ponderosae (mountain pine beetle) is the source of this 1529-nucleotide messenger RNA. RefSeq lists its product as uncharacterized. The coding region runs from base 165 to 1100 and encodes 311 amino acids. The transcript has 6 exons. The record is from RefSeq and is a predicted model, not a curated record. Lineage: Eukaryota; Metazoa; Arthropoda; Insecta; Coleoptera; Curculionidae.
GCCGAUUAUCCAGACCUAAAGCUAUGGGAUCGAGCGAGAUUUGGACGCUGCUGAUCUAUGCGAUCGCCAUUAUUUUAGUUGGGGUCUACAUAGCGGUAAUUAGCUGAAAAGCACGCUGAUACGAACGACCAAGUAAACCAAGUAGCCGAACACAAAACGACACAAUGUCUUUCAAAGACCAUCUAGAAAUGAUCAGUCUCAACGAGUCCCCUACAAAGAAGGCCAGAUUCUGGCAGUCCUUUGUACGGUCCCUUAAAGGAUCCGACGAUUUGAGGGCAACCGACUCAUACUCAGCCAGACCGAGAGGCAUUUUCCGGCCUCUGAGCGAUCUUCCAGAGCUUUCGGCCGGUUGGCCCUAUGGAAAGUCGAUCUACGAUGAUCCAAGUGCGGCUGCUGAGCGCAUCCACGUGCCCGGCUAUCGUUACGAUCCCCUCCAUCGUGAUACCUACGGAUACUCGCCCAGGGCCAUUUUCCCACACAACUACGGAUCUUUGGACAGAUACAGGCCUGCCUACCACGUAACCAAGCCCAGAGCUCUUGACGCUGACGGUGCAUGGAGAGACCACAUCGACCGCGUCAAAGGUCGUGAGCCGUCCCAGUGGCCCAGCAGCAUCUUCCACACCACUUACCCAUUCUCGCGCUACCCACUCUACUUGGUGUACAGCAAAAGGCCCCCACCAUCCACCGACAAGUACGACCCCAACCGCUCCUGGCUGGGACAUCUGGACCGAUUGGCCGAGCUGGACAAGCUGUACCCCACUUUGUGGCCGCUGACCGGCAGCAGGCUCAGCCCCACUCCAGUGAAGCCAGGUCCGUUCUCUCCACGUCCAUCCGAGGUGGCCUUCAACUACGCCGGCCAGCCUCUCUGGAGCAGACCAAGUAAGAGCAUUUUGAACGAACUAUUGAACCCUUCUCCUUCCCUGCCCAUCUCAGCCGUUACGCGCGACCCCUUCUGGUGGGACUCGCCCCUCAGACCAGCCUCAAUUCACAACCCCUGGGGCAAGUCCCCCUUCUACUUGCGCGACUCCUACCUGUCGCCUGUCAAAAGGACAUUCUUGUGGGACAAGCAUCCCAUCAGGCCAUUCGCUGCCGUCUACUAAGUGCGACAGAAGGAACAAACAUCGAUGAUCCAAACACUCAAACUCAUCGUCCAAACCAAACGAAUCUGUCUUGACUGACUGAAAUCAGAAAACAUGCUUUUGUCCCACUCGUUCGCAUUCACGAACCAGUGUCUUCAAGUGUUCAUCAAUUACAUUUACCAAAAAAAGUGCCUUAUAGUAUACAAAUCUUUAAAAAUUGUUGAUUUUCAAAAAAAAUAUAUUGUAUUUUGACGUUUUUCGAAUCGAACUGGCUUUUUAAGGGCCGACUUGCUAAACCGUGUCUCUCCAUUCCAUCCCUCCAGCAAGUUGCGAACUUAAACGGCCACGAAGUUUAGUUAUUUUGGGUUUUUCGUGUACUACUUAUAACUACAAUUAUUGUAAUAUUCGGUCUAGAUUGGGCAUAUACAAGUAAUAAAAUUCAGCUAAAUA